UUUCCAAAGCCACCAUUCUGCAGUACAACAAUAAGCCCAGCAAUCAAUCACUCGCAUAUGCAUAGUAAAGAUGGCAUGGGGGCGGAGUUGUAAAACCAUGCGGGGUGUGGGCACGGUGCGGCUGAGCAGGUUGCCUGAUGCGUGAGCACGGCUGAAGUGGUAUAUCAUCAGCCUUCCUUACCACACUCUGUCUGGUCUUCUCCCUUUCUUCUUUUCCCUCGUCGUCUGUUCUUCUCCGGUCCAAGGCCUUUUCUUGUGGAAAGAUGGCGCCGCAGCAGCAGAACAAUCCACCACUAUGUCCGACGAACGAGAAUGGUGUCUCGCUAUGUGCAGCAACAAGUUUGAUAGAAAGCAUACUUCCGACUACAGCCUUGCCCACAGGAAUAGAGUCAUUCGGAUCCAUCCCAGACUCGACUCUGCCAGCCGGGACAUUCACUCCUGCGCCAUCGAGUACCGGAGAUGCUCAGAAUGAGUCAACAAGCAGUGAUGAUAGUGGAGAAGCCAACUCACAACUUACGAGUACAAGGAAUACGUCACAAAAUGGGACAUAUGUCAUGACAUCAAGCACACCGGCAGCAGCUUCAGCAACCGUGACUGCGACACCGGCAUUGGCACAACCCUCGAGCAAGAGCAGUGGAAACCACGGUGUGAGCAGCGGCGCAGUAGCAGGAAUCGCCAUCGCGACAGCAAUAAUCGGUGGCGCACUCGCCUUUCUAGCUGCCUUUCUUCUCUUCAAGAAACGAAACAGAAAGCAAAAUGCAAGCGGUGGACCAGUGAAAUACGAGACGUACGCGGACUCAACACCAGAGCUAAUCAUGGCCCCCAAAGGUGUGGGCGUUGGCAGGAGAGAUAGCUCCUACGUUCAAGUCUCGCAAACAGCUGUGCCUGUAGCCACCCUUGCUCGGAAACCCGUGCAGCAGUCGACUCCGUCAGAUCCGCUGGCUGGUAUUCUUCCCCCACCGGCGGACGAACACAACAUCCAGAGCAAAGUUGCUGCGCUGUUUGGUGACAUCCACGCACAUAUUGAUGCGUACUACCGCGACGUACACGCGAGUAUCACAUCGAGUUUGGAACCUGAGCUCGCGCAAUUCGGCGCGAAGGACGUAAACAUGGCGGAACUGCUGCAGGAUUGUUCGAGGCCGACUGUCGCGCUCAAACACGCGCUUGUAGCGUACGUCCUGGGCAUGACUGGGCCGGAGAACGAGGGAGAUAUGGAGACACUGUUCCCCAGGGAACUCAGUAGCACAAGCGUCGAUGACGAGGUGUCUGAUCCAAACCAUACCGCAGCUUCCACCCUUCACCGUCGUCUGACCGUCUACCUCUACAGCGCCUCUUCCUCCCACCCCUCCCGGUCACGCAAGUCCUGGGCCCUCUCGUCAAACACCCGUGAAGCAGCCGAGCACUUCUCAUUGACCUUCUUUCCCUGGGCAAAUCCUACGGCCAGCGACCAGGACAAAGACGAAGGCCUCACGCACAUCAUCUCCUCUACCCUAGAGCUUCGGAUCUGGCUGUUCGGACAACCCGGCGUGUACGAUCUAGUCUGGGAGGGCGCAGGCAGGAGGGGAGUAGUAGUCAGUCCUGCGCUGGUGAGGCGAGUGGACGGAAGGAUUAUCUUGGAAGCGGGCGUUAUCAGCGUGUGAAGCCCACCCAUCCACCCACCCAUCUAUCUAUGUAUGUAGUUAGUGAUGACGCAGCCUCGUCCUGUUAGUAUUUAAAUACCCAAUUCCAAUUCUAAUUCCAAAUCCAUAAC
Molecule: messenger RNA, 1750 nt
Organism: Dothidotthia symphoricarpi CBS 119687
Lineage: Eukaryota; Fungi; Ascomycota; Dothideomycetes; Pleosporales; Dothidotthiaceae
Exons: 2
Coding region: 264-1640 (458 amino acids)
Source: RefSeq, a predicted model, not a curated record